GUGUUGCUCCCGGCUUUCGUCAGUGUGGGGUAGGGGAGGGGGGGGGAGGAACAGGAGAAGAGGGGGAGAAGUCGAAGACGGAGUUAAGGAGGGAAACGAGUGGAAGGAAAUCGAGGAGUAGCACCAGAAGAAGGUGAAAGGUGGGGACGAACGAUGUGGCUUGCUCUGCGACGGCUGCCACGUGGCAGCUCCACGUCGGCAGCCAGAGCUUUGGUACAUCAUCAUCAUCAUCACCGGCAUCAUUAUGAUGGCCAUUUGGCCAAUCUGCUUGUAAUGCGUUGCUGUGCAUCGGCGGCGGCCGAGACGGUACAACUACCGCAGGUGAGCGAGAGCACUACGACGGGAGCCUCCUACCCUGCAACAGCUUCCCACCAGUUCUCGUCUCGCCGUCAUUCAGCUGGCAAUGCACCAUCCGCUGACGUGGCACAAUGGCAGCAGCAGCAGCAGCAGAACCAUCAGCUGGCGACUGGCGCCGCUUCCGCGGCGGGAAGGUCAGUGGUGCCGAUCCGUGAUGACGAGCCGAUGGCGGCGGCGGCGGUCUCAGCAGCACACAGGGCGGCAGCAGCAGCAGCGGGGGAAGGAGGGGGAGGAGGGGGAGGAGGAGGAGGUGGAGGUGGGUGGGUCGAGGACGCUAGGGAUGCUAAUAGGACGCCAUGGCAAGGAGCAGAAGCGCUGACGGUUUUGAAUUCGAUGCGGCUACUCCCCUUGUACAACCUGCUGAAUUUAAGCAGAUCCAGAUCGUACGAUGCCAGUCCAGCCGGUCCGAGAUUGGGAUUGGGAUUGUGGCCGCGUCCGCCGCCGCGACCUCAAGAGGGUCUAUUAUGGUGGGAUCUAUGGGAAAGAGAGGGGCCGUCAUCGUCGACAUCGUCAUCGUCUUCCCCGUCCUCUUCUUCGUCUUUGUGGGAAGAGGGCUGCAGUGCCUCUUCUUCCUCUUCCACCUCCACCACCUCCUCCUCCUCCUCCUCCUCCUCCUCCUCUUCUACCUCCCUUGCUUUGUGGAAGGACGAUAGGUCUUUUUCUCCCUCCUCUUCCUCCCCUUCCUCCUCCUCCUCCUCCUCCUCACGUUCCUGGGAGAGUACGUCAACGACGAGUCUGGAGAACAACAGCAGCGGCAGCAGAAGUAGCGCCGACAUUGAGAGAAUGGUGGCGGAGGAGAAGCUGCGCAAAGAACAGGUAGGUAUGGAGAUGGUCGACGAGGAGAAUGUUGAGACGAAGAUUACCGGGCCUACCGCUCUGGAGGCGGAGUACUUGAACAUCCCGCCAAAUUUUUGGCGCGAAUCUCCUCGCAAGCUGAUGAGCAAGCAAUGGGAACUCGAGAUGAAGGUCCUGGAAGCUGCCAUUUCACGUCAUCGCGAGCUUGUUAAGGAAUUGGGCAACAAAAAGCUCACGUCUCAAUUGGGCGCCUCGAAAAGGCUUUUGGCCAGAUGGUAUGGACCUCUAGUUGACUCCAUAGCCGACGAACAGGCCAUGAUUCGGAACAGGGUUUUUGCACCCGAUAGGAGAUCCUACGGUGUUCAUCUGUUGAUGCAAUCGGCCGAGAAGUUGGCGGUCAUCACUCUGCACACCGUCAUCAACGUGAUAUUCAGCGAGCCAUCUCGACAAGCAAGGCUAGUCACACUCGCGCAGUGGAUCGGCAAGACCGUGGAAGCGGAGACGAACACCGAUUGCUUUCUGUAUACCUCAUUCUUGCGAAAGAAGAGUGGUGGUCGCGGUGGUGCAGCAGGGGGGAAGGAGGCUUCCGCUGCCGCAGCUGCUGCGGGGGAGGAGGGGAAGGGGUUGGCGGCGGCGAAAGGCAAGGGCAAGAAGCAGAGCAAGAGGAAGAAAAAGAGGACGGAGGACAGUGAGGAUUCUGCUGCUGCUGCUGCUGCUGCUGCUGCGGCUACUGGGCCCAGUGCGGCGGAGAUGUCCGGGAAGAAGGGUUCCAGUUUGGGCGGGAAGGAGGGACUCCAAGAGGAGGGCCCAGAAUGGGGCAGCCGAGAAAGGGUCUUUGAUAAGAGGACUCGGCAGGCGAUCGAGGAAAACAUGGCGGAGUAUUUGAGACGGAAAAAGAUCGUGCAAGAUGUCCUCCGGACGAACAGCGUGAGAUCGGAUGUGGUUGCUCGACAUAGCCGGGUGGCGCUUGGGGUGGAGCCGUGGGGGGGAGAAAUCAGUGUCAAGGUCGGGGCCGCCUUACUCAGUCACCUGCUGGCCACGGCCUUCGUGGAAGAACCGUCUUCUACUUCUACUGCGACGUCCGGUACAAAGAAAAGGGGCGGCGAAAGGGAGAAGAAAGAAGGUGGUGGUGGUGGUGGGGGGGGGGCCGGCGGCGGUGCGGAAGGCGGGGAUCUGCGGCCAGCUUCACCUUUUUCUCAAGGAGAAGGCAAAUUAGCCGGCGCUCAGCUGGACACAGUGAAGAGAACCCCCGCCUUCCUUCUCGAUCGGAAGAGGAUGAGAGCUACGGGCAAAGGGCAGAAGAGACAGUGGAGACCGUACAACGUGCUGGCGGUGAACGAGAGGAUUUUGGAACUCAUCACGGAAGCAUCGCCGCAUGCGACGUUGAUACGCUUCAUGCCGAUGAUCGUGCCGCCCAAACCGUGGCGAUCGUGGAAAGGCGGGGGGCAUUAUUUCUUGCGGACGAACUUGAUGCGCACGUUGCCGGGGAGCACGGCGCAGGUGCGCGCGCUGAAGAGGGCGACGUAUCGGAAGACGAUGAAACCGGUCUAUCAAGCGCUAAAUGCGCUGGGAUCGACGCCGUGGCGGGUGAACAAGAAGGUAGCGCAGGUGGUGGAGGAGAUUUGGGAGAAGGGAGGUGGUUUGGCAGGGAUGGUGUCGAGAAAGGACGAGGAGCUUCCUCUCCCUCCCGCCUCUCGAGACGACGAUGCGGGACGGCGGGCAGCGAAGUUUGCCGCCAGCAAGGUCAAGCAAAGGAACGCCGAAAGGCAUUCUCUUCGCUGCGACCUCGAGAUCAAGCUUAGCGUCAUGCGCGGAUUCCGCGACCUGGACAAGUUCUACUACCCUCACAACGUCGAUUUUCGCGGGCGAGCCUAUCCCAUCCACCCUUACUUUCAGCAUCUAGGCGCCGACGUGUCAAGAGGCAUGCUCCAGUUCGCUGAGGGGAGACCCUUGGGGAAAUCAGGACUGCGGUGGCUGUUUAUCCACUUAGCGAAUCUCGUCGGGGCGGACAAGUUAUCUUUCGACGAUCGCGUCGCGCACGUCGAGGGGCUUCUCCCGCUUGUGCUCGACUCGGCGCGCAAUCCGUUGGGCGGGGAGCGGUGGUGGAUGACCGCCGAAGACCCUUUUCAAGCGCUCGCGGUGUGCUUCGAAAUUGCCGAGAUCCUCGAAAGCCGCGGGCACGCGGAAGACUUCAUCUCCUACCUUCCUGUUCAUCAAGAUGGCUCCUGUAAUGGCCUGCAGCACUACGCAGCUUUGGGCAGGGAUCGAACCGGGGCCAGACAGGUCAACAUGCUGCCGAUGGAUCGACCUGCUGACGUUUACACCGCCAUAGCCAACAGGGUAGACGAAAUAGUGCGGGAAAAUAGCGCGCAGGGCGACCGCAUCGCGUCGCUGUUGGUGGGCCAUGUUGAUCGAAAGCUAGUCAAACAGACUGUCAUGACUUCGGUCUAUGGGGUCACGUUCAUGGGAGCGCGGGAACAAAUUCGCGCGAGACUGAAGGAGAGGGGUGUAAUUGAAGAUGAAGGCGAUCUAUGGAGGGCAUCCGUCUAUGCCGCGAAGACGACGUUGCGCGCCAUGGAAGAUGUCUUCACGUCGGCGCGGGACAUAAUGACGUGGCUCGCGGAAUGCGCGCGAGUGAUCGCGCAGGCGGGGGAGCAGGUGCGGUGGACCACCCCUCUCGGCCUCCCCGUGGUUCAACCCUACACGUUGCCUGGUCGGAAGUUGGUGAGAACGAUCUUGUCACGGCUGAUCAUCCAUCUGGAUGACGACAGCAUGCCCGUUGCGAUUGCGCGCCAACGCAGCGCUUUCCCGCCAAAUUUCGUCCACUCCCUCGACAGCUCUCACAUGAUGAUGACGGCCAUCGCCUGCUCUAAGGCUCAGCUCCGAUUCGCCGGCGUGCAUGACUCCUUCUGGACGCAUGCGGCAGACGUCGAUCAGCUCAACGGCAUUCUCCGAGAGCAAUUCAUCGCCCUGCACACCAAACCGAUCCUGGAGCAAUUGUGGACAGAAUUCCGCCAACGACACCCCAAGCUCUCUUUUCCCGACGUCCCCGAGAAGGGAGACCUCGACCUGAACCAAGUGCUAGACGCUCCUUAUUUCUUUGAUUGACGGAUGGGACGAUAAUGAUGAUGAUGAUGAGGAGGAGGCGGAGGAGGCGGAGGAGGAGGAGGAGGAGGAGGAGGAGGAUUCACUGGUUGGUUCGGUUUGACAUGAUCGGCCUGCAAUGGUUCGCUAGGUCGCCGCCGUUCAUCGAUCUCCAUCAUAGAUCCAUGGAUCGACGGAUGAACUUAUUUGAUUGAUUGAUGAUUGGCUGAUCCAGUGGCGGCGGCUUUGUUGAGUGAUUGAUUGAUUGAUAGAUUGAUUCAUUGAUUCAUUGAUUGAUCCAGUGGCUGAUCAAUUGAAUUAUUGAUUGUUUGAUUGUAUGAUUGAUGGACGGAGCCCCCUUGAAUUGGAUUAGAUCGAUUGAUCGGUCCCGGAUCGAUGGUCACUUCUCGUCAACACCUCUCUCCUUCUCUUUCCCCUGUCAUUAGUUCGUAGUCGAGGUGGUGGAGGUGCUCAGAAUGUGGUAAGAGAAUCCGAAGAGAAAAUUGGGGGAGAGAGUUGGGAGAGAGAGUUGGGAGAGAGAUGGGGGGGUGAGAGUUGGGAGAGAGAUGGGGGGGUGAGAGUUGGGAGAGAGAUGGGGGGGUGACGAUGCGCUGACGCGGCAGGAGGGAGGUCGACAAGAAGGCGAUUCAAAGGAGCAUUUUCUCCAGAGGUUAGAGGUGAUGAGAAUUUGGUAAGAGAAUCGGAAGAGAAAGUUGGGAGAGAGAGAGAGAGAGAGUUGGGAGAGAGAUCGGGGUGACGAUGCGCUGAUGCGGCAGGAGGGCGCGCUGACUCGGCAGGAGGGUGCGCUGACUCGGCAGGAGGGCGCGCUGACUGGGCAGGAGGGUGCGCUGACUCGGCAGGAGGGCGCGCUGACUGGGCAGGAGGGCGCGCUGACUCGGCAGGAGGGCGGUCGACAAAAAGGCAAUGCAAAGGAGGAUUUUCUCCGGAGGUUAUCGUCGGGGCAAUCUUCUGCUUUUCUUCUUCUGCCCUCUGAACUGAAAUUACUCUCUCUUCAGACUUGUUUACAAGCGCUUAAUUACAACCUCAGAAACGGUGUCAAGCACGCACUCAGGGAUAGAUAGAUAGAUAGAUAGGCCGGUAGGUUGACUGAUUAAUAGAUAGAUUGAUUGACAGAUAUGCAUAGAUGUAGGAACACAGGUAUAGGUAGAUAGAUAUAUAGAUAUAUAGAUAGAUUGAUAGAUUGAUAGAUUGAUAGAUUGAUUUAUAGGUUGUUGGAUAGACAGAUAAGGACGUAAAAGAGCUGAGCUUGCUGAUUGGAGAGGAUUGGGGAAGGAGGAGAGAGAGAGAGAGAGAGAGAGAGAGAGAGAGAGAGAGAGAGAGAGAGAGAGAGAGAGAGAGCAUAGGAUUUCCAGAGAGAUUGUUACUUUUUGUCGUUGCCAGAUGAGAGGAUCAGAAUAGAGAGAGUACGCUCUUAUCAACAAAGAGUUCAAAUUUUG
Chara braunii is the source of this 5693-nucleotide messenger RNA. NCBI's taxonomy places the organism in Eukaryota, Viridiplantae, Streptophyta, Charophyceae, Charales, Characeae. The record is from the annotation of a GenBank genome assembly.